Enhydra lutris kenyoni (northern sea otter) is the source of this 1393-nucleotide messenger RNA. Its product is annotated as Purkinje cell protein 4 like 1. The record is from RefSeq and is a predicted model, not a curated record. The transcript has 3 exons. Lineage: Eukaryota; Metazoa; Chordata; Mammalia; Carnivora; Mustelidae. Bases 1 to 267 code for a protein of 88 amino acids.
AUGACGGAACGGAACACUGGGGUACGUCAGGCCCAGAGGGGAGGAGAGGAGGAACACGUGAAGUUCCAGCUGAAUACUAAAACAUCCCCAGCAACCAACCAGGCACCUGGCCCAGAGGAAAAAGGGAAAGCUGGCAAUGCCAAGAAGGCUGAGGAGGAGGAGGAGAUUGACAUUGACCUGACUGCGCCGGAAACAGAGAAGGCCGCCCUUGCCAUUCAGGGCAAGUUCCGGAGAUUCCAGAAAAGGAAAAAGGAUCCCAGCUCCUGAACCACCAGCCUUGCCCUUCACUCUCUCCCUUCUCUCCCCUUCACCGCAGCCUGACUCCUAUGUGUCUUUGUCUCUUUGUCCCUCUAGCCUCUUGUUGAGGCAAGUUCAACCCUAUCUAUUAUUUUCUCUGGUCCCCCCUCCUGCCAUCACAAUAGUAGAGGCUCAAGGAAUGUGGGGGAAGAUGAAGAAUUCAACUGGCAGCCACUUGCCUAAGGGCGGACCAGUUUGUCUUUGGGAUAAGCCUCCUUGACCAGUACCCGUGCCUGGCCUGUGAGGUUGAAGAACAGAGGCUUUAAGGCUGAGAGGGACCCCGGACAGUGCUGGGGGGAGGGGAGAACCUUCAGAAUAGGGUGCCCGAGGGUGGGCCUGAGCAUUGUUCCACCGGUUGCAACAGUCACACUUCAGGUAACGUGUUUCUGCCCUUACAUCCUUCUGCACCAACACACCCACCUUCCCUCCUGUGAACUAAGCGACAGAGGGGACUGGACCCUCCCUCUGCUCAAGGCAGACCCAGAUCAAGCACCUUCCACAUUAGUGCAUGCUGAGUAGGCGAGUUCCGAGGAAGGGAGCGUGGGAUGGGUGGAGGCCAGAGGAAUUUCCUUCACCGUCCAGUCCAGGACCAUUGGGGCAGAGGAAGAAGAGGUUUCAGAGGGGCAUGGGCAGAGAGGUGGGCCUAGAGUAGAUUUGGGGAUGAAAGAAAGGUAAGGGAGACACCACUACUGCCAGUAAAUGUGGACUAGAUGAAGGAUUUCUGCUACCCUGCCUACCUCUAACCUCCCAAAUCCAGCCAUCCCUAGAGACCACACCAACCCAGGGACCCCUGUAGUUCCCACCUCCCGCACUGUGGAGUCAGAGCAGAGUGGAAUAGCCGCUCUGUGAUUCGAGCAUGUUUAAUCAUGAUUAAAAACAACAAAACAAAUCCCCAGUGGGGUCAUCUAGCCUCUACUUCUGAUUUUUUUUGGGACAAAUGUGAAUGUGGCCUCAGGGAGGGUGUGGAUCACACCACAGCACAGGAACCAACACCGCCCAAGCAAGCGGUAGAGGAAACCCAUCCCUUCCUCCCUCCUCCAUCCCCUGACCUUGCCCUCACCUUGAUUUACCGCCCACACGGUCUCUGUAUGCGACU